Symbiodinium sp. CCMP2456 is the source of this 1875-nucleotide messenger RNA. NCBI's taxonomy places the organism in Eukaryota, Dinophyceae, Suessiales, Symbiodiniaceae. The record is from the annotation of a GenBank genome assembly.
AUGCAGAUGCCCAUGAGAGAUUCGCCAGGAGGCGUUAUGUUGCCGAGCACGCCAGGUUCCGCGGGGAUGGAUGCAUUUUUGAAUCUCAUCUCAGAGGAACAUUCGGCUCUGCUGCAGAUGGCCGCCGGUCAUCAGCAGGCGUGGGGACACCGACUCGAUGCGACCUUCAGUAAGCUGGCAAGCCUCACCAGCGAGCUGAGCGCUGUGUCUACUCCUUCGGUCAGCAAAGUCGUGACAUUGGGUGAGACCGAAAUCUCGAAGCCCAAAGAGGUCUUCAGUCGUGAUCCCAUUCCGCGUGUGAUGUUUGACAAGCCGGGCGUGAUGGACCCGGACAGCUGUCAGUCGACCGGAUCGAAGGAGAAUCCGGACAGUUGGGAGGAAGCUGGCCAUGCUUCAUCCAACUCCUCUUCGCAGAGCUCCGACAUCUCCGGCGAGUCGAUUUUAAAUAGCAGUCCUGGACGAGAUAUGGGCCGCCAGACGACGCCUUUCUCCCAUGCUUCCAUGAAAGAGUACGACAAAAAGAUCGGCUCCAAGCAACAGAAGGCUGAUCAGCUCGUCAUCCAGCAUUCCGUCACCCAGGAGGCAAAGCUGAGUUGCCCAAGCUUUCGAGCUACCUUGGACUACUUCGCUGGGGCUUUGGUUCUUCUCAACUCCUUCGUGAUGCUGGUGGAGUUUGAGUUGUCGGGGCGAGAGCUGGGACCAGCGUUCGGCCUCGAGAGCUAUCAGAUGACCCACGAAACGCGCAUGCUGUUUUCUGUCAUCGACGCGAUGUUUGUCUUCGUCUUCGUGGUGGAAUGGUCCAUUCGCCUUUGGUUUGAUCGCUGGCGUUUCGUCAGGGAUGCCACGAACCUGCUCGACACCAUCCUUGUUUUUUCUGGUGUUGUCGACCUGAUUUUGAGCUUUGCCUUGGAGGGAAGCGGAGCUUCGAGGAGCAUCGUCGUGCUGCGGCUCAUGCGUGCUGUGAAGUCUCUUCGUGCGGUGCGGAUGGUACGAAGCUUGCGCUUCUUUCAGGGGUUGCGCGUGCUGGUCAAGGCUUGCCAGUGCUUUCUACCAUCGCUCUGUUGGUCGAUGGUCCUCUUGCUGGUCUUCAUGUCCAUGGGAGCCCUGAUGAUGGGGAACCUCCUGCAAGACUUCGUGGUCAGUGAAGAGAUGGAUUUCGAAGACCGAAAGUGGAUCUUUAUGCGUUACGGAACCGCAUAUCGAGCUAUGUACACCCUUUUCGAAAUCACUUUCGCCGGCAAUUGGCCCACGAGCGCAAGGCCUGUGUUGGAGAAGGUUAGCCAAGCCUAUGUCUUGUUCUUCGUGCCCUAUAUAACUUUGGUGGUCUUCGCUGUUAUUCGAGUGAUCUCUGCGGUGUUCUUGAAAGACACGCUGGACGCGGCGCAAAACGAUGCGGAACAACUUGUGGUUGAUCGACUUCGCAAGAAGGCUCAGUACGUGGCCAAGCUUGAGAGUAUAUUCCUGGCCAUCGACGACUCCGGGGACGGAAUCAUCUCGGAGGAGAGGCUCAACGACAUCCUCCAGAAUCCGAAGGUCGCGGCGUACCUAGAAACUCUUGAGCUGGAUCUGCACGAAGGUGUCGCGCUCUUCCACUUGCUCGACAAUGGAGACGGGGAGGUCACUCUCGACGAAUUCAUUGACGGAAUUAUGCGGUGCAAGGGGCCCGCAAGAGCGAUCGACCAAGUGGCCAUGCAUGCGGAUAUCAAGUCUUUGGACCAGAAAGUUGCAAAGCUCGCGCGAAAGCUCCGGGAGAAGGAGGUGAUCCGAACUGCGCCUAGCCGACUGAGGAAGCAACGGACAAAAGCGGAGCACCUGAAGGUCUUCAGAACCGACGCCUCUAUGGAGCUGGUCGGUGCACGCAUGAUGUCCAAAUGA